Pipra filicauda (Wire-tailed manakin) is the source of this 10185-nucleotide messenger RNA. RefSeq names its product ATPase copper transporting alpha (gene ATP7A). Gene Ontology annotation, biological process: monoatomic cation transport. The record is from RefSeq and is a predicted model, not a curated record. The coding region runs from base 2542 to 7035 and encodes 1497 amino acids. Gene Ontology annotation, molecular function: ATP binding; ATPase-coupled monoatomic cation transmembrane transporter activity; copper ion binding. Gene Ontology annotation, cellular component: membrane. The transcript has 22 exons. NCBI's taxonomy places the organism in Eukaryota, Metazoa, Chordata, Aves, Passeriformes, Pipridae.
UGGGCAUUUUGUAAGGGGAGGAGGAGGGAUGUGUGUAUUUUUAGAGUCACUGUUAAACCUAUACUUUGUUCCGAGAACAAGAUUUCUUUGAAGCAUCAGGAACACUGGAAAUUCAGGCAAUGUAGUCUUCAGAAAUUUCAUUAAGGCUGUACAGAAAACUGAGAUUGUUAAUGAGCUGGUUCUUAAUUCAGUGUUAAUAAUAUAAUGUGACUGAUGUGAAGAGGCAGCAAUGCUCUCAAAUGGCUUAUUUAGAUUUGGACGCGUCUCAUUUUUUAGAGAACAGCCUGUUUUUAAAAUGAAUAUAAAAAUUGUUAGCAACUUUCAACAAUGUCAAUAAAAGCCCUUGUUGGUCGUAUUCCCCGCCAGCAGAGAGCUGUGAGUGAUGCACAUGUCACAGACAGCCAGGGUGCUUCUGAACUGAAAGUCAGAGAACAGAAAGAAGAGACAGCUUGGUCCAGCAGAGGAAUUCUGUUGGUGGAAGUUCUGGAUUCAGUCCUGGUAUUCUGGGGCCUUGAGGGGUAAAAAAGGAAAAUGAGAUUUGCCUUUUUUUCUUUCCUUAUGUCUUUAUGCUUUUUGCAUGUUUGAAUUGCAGUAUCUUCCAGGACAGGGUAUUCUCUGCUGUGUUUAUGAAUGAACAGCAGAAGGGCAAGGAAGCAGACUGAGAAAAUGUAGGAAAUGCUUUGUGCGUACAAACUAUGAUAAUAAUAGAUAGGGAAAAAGUGUAAUGUUAUUUUUGCAUAUGUAAGCAGUUGGGUUUUUAAUGUGUUGGUGGGCAUUUGGUAGCAGUGCUGAUGGUGAAUGUAAUCUCUUUAACAGUGCUGGUUCACUAGCCACAGGCUGCUGUUACUUCCUCAUAGCACCUCAAAAAAAACUUGAACACAGUAUCCUAGUUUCUGUAAAAAUGAAUAUUUUUGUACUGUAGUUUGCCAAAGAACAGGCAAGUCAGCAGGCUCUGCCUUAGAGCUCUUUCCCGGUUCUAAAGCAGCGUCUUGCCAACCUUUGAUUGUUUUAGGUAGCAGCUCACAGUUACAGUAUUUCCUUAUUUUUGUUUUCCAAAUACAGUAAUUGUGCAGAUUGUCAGGGCAGUUCAAGUUGAUCAUGUACCUGAAAUGCUUUUAAACUCGUGUCUGUCCAAAGCUGACUAGAGGACAGGCUGUCUCUGUCUGUGACAGUCUGUUGUGUCUCAUUUUAGUUAGUCCUGCGUGCCUGGUUGUGUUCACAAAGUGCACUCUAAGUCAAGUACUUCUUGCAACUUUAUUUGCACUUCAGGCUUGUGGGAAUAUUCAGUUUCUCCCAGACUGUGGAGUUACAAUGAUGUCUUUGUUUGCUCUGUGUGGACUGAGCAUUCCUUAGGGAAGAACUGAGGUAAUCAGGGAGGAUCACAUUUCAACAUGACAUGAAAGCAAGUAUUUUCUUGGGUGACUUACAGAGUUUUUUAAAGUACCUCCAAGUGUGCAGAUGAGUCUGAGAAAGGGCCUGCUAUAUGAAAUUUGCUUAAAAUACACUCUUCUGCUGAUUGAUAAUUCUUGUGUGUCAAAUGACAAUUUUGUAUUUCUGUAAUGGGUGAAUAUUUACAUACAAACAUUUGUGUGUGUGAGAAGUGAGAUCUGUAACUCUUCAGAUGUACUUGUCUUAUUUCUGUUUUUAGCAGGGUUGAGAUGUAUUUCAUCUAUUGAAAAAGUCACUAAUUCCCAGUUUUAUACUGUCUUUGCUCCUUGUUUAUUAAGUUUCAACAUUUAGUUUUGUGCAUCAGGGAGGUAAAACCUGUUUCUAUGAUGAAACUUCUUGUGUUCUUACAUGGUUUGUAACGCAACUCAAAGUGAAACCAGAAACUCCCAGACCUUCUGUAACAGGGAACAGCUUGGAAAUGUCACCAAGGAGCAAGAAAACUAAUUUUACUCAACAUUGUUGAUGUAAUUUAGUUUUCCAAGAUAGGUCUUCAGGAUAAGAAAAAUGAGUUAAGCAGGUCUUAACUUCAGCUCUUCAAUUAGGCAUCACAGUUUGCUGUGAUUCCAUUGCAGCCAGACAUUAACUGUGAUCAUUUUCCUGCUCACUAGCCUCUCUGUCAUUGGAAAAAUAAUGCAGAUUUUCAAAAUGCUAAGAAAAAAAAUCUGAAAAUCAUUUCUUUUGCCCUCUUUCUCCCUCAGUCAUUAAAUAAUUUAUUCAUUUGGCAAAAGGAGUCCUUUGCAUUAGCUGUUAUUUCUACAAAUUAAUUUCAUUUAGGUUCAGUAAUUUUUUCUGGGCAUGUUUUAAUGAGAAAAAAUAAUAAUGAUACUCUUCAGAGUAUCUUUCUGUACAGCUUUGCUCAUAUUUUAGUGUCUACUAGAGUGACAUGUGGCUAAGUAUGGCAUUUGUUAAAUCACAGACUCAUGGAAUGGUUUGGGUUGGAAGGGACCUUAAAACUCAUCUUGUUCCAACCCCUGCCAUGGGGACACCUUCCACUACAUGCCUGUUUUCAUUUCAGUCUUUGUGAAAUUUAAGAACUAAUGUCUUACUUGUUUUUAGCCAGGAGCAAUGAGAAGACUGGAGUAGAAAUUCACAAUGGAGGCCAGAUCCGUGGUCAUCGGUGUGGAGGGGAUGACCUGCAAUUCCUGUGUUCAGACCAUUGAGCAGCAUGUUGGGAAGAUGAAUGGGAUCCAUAACAUUAAAGUCUCUCUGGAGGAUAAGAAUGCUGUCAUCAUUUAUGACCCCAAGCUCCAGACUCCAGGGAUGCUGCAGGAAGCCAUCUAUGACAUGGGAUUUGAUGCUACACUGGCUGAUUCAAACCCACAACCUGUUGUACCUGACACUAUUUUCCUUACCAUCCCUCCCCAGUCAGCCCUAACACCCAGACAGAUCUGUACCACGCUGCUGAAGAACAAAGGGAUCCUGGAUGUGAAAGUCUCCUCUGACCAAAAAACUGCAGUGGUGACUUUCAUUUCUUCCAUCAUAAAUGGCAGACAGAUUAUCCAGCUGGUCCCAGGAGUAGAUUUAAAUCUCUCUGCAGCAGAGGUGACCCCUGGCAGUUGGGAAGAUGCCGUCUGGUCUCAGGCGAGCAGUGCUGUGCUGCGCCUGAAGGUGGACGGGAUGACCUGUCACUCCUGCACCAGCACCAUCGAGGGCAGGCUUGGAAAACUGCAAGGAAUUCAGCGGGUUAGAGUGUCUCUGGACAAUCAGGAAGCUGUUGUUAUCUACCAGCCUCACCUAAUUACAGCAGAAGAAAUAAAACAUCAAAUUGAAGCAGCGGGUUUCGCAGCAUCCUUCAAAAAGCAGCCCAGAGCCCUGAAGCUCAGUGCCAUUGACCUGGAGAGGCUGAGGAAUGCUCAGCCCAAAGGCUCUGAGCCAGCCCAGAGGGAAAACUGCAGUGGGCCUGGGACCAGGACAGUUGUGUUCAGAGUGGAUGGGAUGCACUGCGAUUCCUGCGUCCUCAACAUCCAGGGCACUGUGUCAGCGCUCCCGGCAGUAACAGGGGUCGUUGUUUCCUUAGAGAAGAAAUCUGCUGUUAUAAACUAUAACCCAAACUUCAUUAGCAUAGACAGGCUGAGGAAAGCCAUAGAGGCCGUGUCUCCAGAGACGUUCAAAGUCAGCCUUCCUGAGGAGUGUGAAAACCUGGCACUUUUCCCCCCGCUGGCGUCUCCCCUGAAAUCUCACACAGCUCUGAAGGAUCCCAGCCAGCCACUUACUCAAGUUGUUGUGAUCAAUAUUGAGGGGAUGACCUGCAGCUCUUGUGUGCAGUCCAUCGAGGGAGUCAUAUCCCAAAAGCCAGGUGUGAAAUCCAUUCAUGUCUCUCUCUCAAAUGGAAACGGGACUAUAGAAUAUGACCCGCUGCAAACAAGCCCAGAAGACCUGCGGUCCUCAAUAGAGGACAUGGGAUUCGAUGCCUCUUUUCCAGCAAAGGCAGAACUGCCUGUGGCCACAGCUCAGCCCUCACCUGAAGCACAGCUGGACUCUCACAAACCUGAGCCAUCCUCCAAAGUGCCCCCAGCCCACCUCGGGAGGCAGGAGACAAAGACCAUCUCCAAGUGCUAUGUCCAGGUCACAGGAAUGACAUGUGCUUCGUGUGUAGCCAACAUCGAGAGGAAUUUGAGGAGGGAAGAUGGAAUACAUUCCAUCCUUGUUGCCCUGAUGGCGGGAAAGGCAGAGGUGAGGUAUAACCCUGCUGUCAUACACCCUUCAGCCAUUGCAGAGCUCAUUCGGGAGCUGGGAUUCGGAGCCACCGUGAUGGAAAACUGUGGUGAAGGAGAUGGAAUCCUGGAACUUGUUGUGAGAGGGAUGACAUGUGCUUCUUGUGUGCACAAGAUAGAAUCCACCCUCAUGAAGACUAAUGGUGUUUUAUACUGCUCAGUAGCUCUUGCAACCAACAAAGCACACAUCAAAUAUGACCCUGAGGCUGUUGGUCCUCGAGAUGUUAUACAAGUGAUAAAGGAUUUAGGUUUCACUACUUCCUUAGUCAAAAAGGAUAGAUCUGCCAGUCAUCUGGAUCACAAACAGGAAAUCAGACAGUGGAAAAGGUCUUUUGUCGUGAGCUUUGUUUUCUGUAUCCCUGUCAUGGGGCUGAUGAUUUACAUGAUGGUGAUGAACAGUCAUCCUUCGGAUGCUCACACACAUCACAACAUGAGCAGCCAGGAGAGGGAGGCCUCUCACUCCUCCAUGGUCCUGGAUUACCAGCUCCUGCCAGGAUUGUCUGUUAUGAAUUUUCUGUCAUUUUUGCUCUGUGUCCCUGUACAGGUGUUUGGAGGGUGGCACUUCUACAUCCAGGCGUACAGGGCGCUGAAACACAGCACUGCAAACAUGGAUGUGCUCGUCGUGUUGGCCACCUCCAUCGCCUUCCUCUACUCCUUCGUUAUUCUCCUGGUGGCAAUGGCUGAGAAGGCAAAAGUAAACCCUGUCACGUUCUUUGACACCCCCCCGAUGCUGUUCGUGUUCAUCUCGCUGGGCCGGUGGCUGGAGCACGUGGCAAAGGGUAAAACCUCAGAAGCCCUGGCAAGACUAAUUUCAUUACAAGCUACUGAAGCUACUAUUGUUACCUUGGGCCCUGAUAACGUUCUUUUAAGUGAAGAGCAAGUCGAUGUUGAGCUGGUUCAACGGGGUGACAUUGUCAAAGUGGUCCCAGGAGGCAAAUUCCCCGUGGAUGGUCGUGUUAUUGAAGGACACUCCAUGGUAGAUGAAUCUCUCAUCACAGGUGAGGCCAUGCCUGUGACUAAGAAGCCUGGGAACACAGUCAUUGCAGGGUCCAUCAACCAGAACGGGUCCCUGCUCAUCGCCGCGACCCACGUCGGGGCUGACACCACUCUGUCCCAGAUUGUUAAACUCGUGGAGGAGGCCCAGACCUCAAAGGCUCCCAUCCAGCAAUUUGCAGACAAACUUAGUGGCUACUUUGUUCCUUUUAUUGUGGCUGUCUCUGUGGUUACCCUUCUUGCCUGGAUUAUAAUUGGGUUUGUAGAUUUUGGAAUAGUGGAAAAAUACUUUCUGGGUUCCAGCGAGAGCCUCUCCUCGGCAGAGGUGAUCGUCCGCUUCGCCUUCCAGGCCUCCAUCACGGUGCUGUGCAUCGCCUGCCCCUGCUCCCUGGGCCUGGCCACCCCCACCGCCGUCAUGGUGGGCACGGGUGUGGGGGCCCAGAACGGCAUCCUCAUCAAGGGGGGGGAGCCCCUGGAGAUGGCACACAAGGUGAAGGUGGUUGUGUUUGACAAAACAGGGACCAUCACCCACGGGACUCCAGAAGUGAUGCAGGUGAAGUUUCUGGUGGAGGGUAACCAACUGCCUUGUCAUAAACUGCUGGCAAUAGUGGGGACUGCAGAGAGUAACAGUGAGCACCCCCUUGGAGCAGCAAUAACCAAGUACUGCAAAAAGGAACUGGACUUGGAAACCCUUGGAACAUGUACAGAUUUUCAGGUAGUUCCAGGCUGUGGCAUUAGUUGUAAAGUCACCAAUAUUGAAGCAUUGCUCUACAGGAAAAAUAGAAUGGUUGAAGAAAACAAUAUUAAAAAUGCAACUCUCGUGAAAAUUGAGGAAAAUACAGAUGAAUCGGUGCAACCUGCUUUGAUUAUUGAUGCUGAGCUACCAACUACCAUGACUUCUCAGAAAUACUCUGUUCUCAUUGGGAACCGGGAGUGGAUGACCAGGAACGGGCUCCUUGUGAGGAGUGAGGUUGACAAAGCCAUGAUGGAGCACGAGCGGAGGGGCCGCACGGCCGUUCUGGCAGCUGUGGAUGGAGUGCUGUGUGGCUUGAUAGCUAUUGCUGAUACUGUGAAGCCAGAGGCUGAGCUGGCAGUCUACACUUUGAAGAGCAUGGGGUUAGAAGUUGUCCUCAUGACUGGUGACAACAGCAAAACAGCUCGAUCCAUUGCCUCUCAGGUUGGCAUCACCAAAGUGUUCGCAGAGGUUCUUCCCUCCCACAAAGUGGCCAAAGUGAAGCAGCUGCAGGACGAGGGGAAGCGGGUGGCGAUGGUGGGGGACGGGAUCAACGACUCCCCGGCCCUUGCCAUGGCCAACGUGGGCAUCGCCAUCGGCACCGGCACCGACGUGGCCAUCGAGGCAGCUGACGUGGUGCUCAUCAGGGAUGACUUGAUGGAUGUGGUAGCAAGCAUAGAUUUAUCAAGGAAAACUGUGAAGAGGAUCCGGAUCAACUUUGUCUUUGCUCUGAUUUAUAACCUCAUUGGAGUUCCCAUAGCUGCAGGUGUCUUCCUGCCCAUUGGGUUGGUUUUGCAGCCCUGGAUGGGAUCUGCAGCAAUGGCUGCCUCCUCUGUCUCUGUUGUGCUGUCUUCUUUGCUGUUAAAGAUGUACCAGAAACCAAGACCUGAGAAACUGGAGUUCAGGGCCCGUGGCCAAAUGAGGCACAAGAGCCCGUCAGAGAUCAGUGUCCACGUUGGCAUUGAUGAGGCUGGGCCUGGCUCCCCCAAGCUGAGCCUGAUGGAUCGAAUCCUGCAUUACAGCAGAGCCUCCAUAAACUCUCUGUUCUCAGACAAGCGCUCCGUGAGCAGCAUCGUCCUCAACGAGCCAGACAAGCACUCGCUGCUGGUGGGGGAUUUUGGAGAGGACGAUGACACGGCCUUAUGAGAGACCUGAACCCCCUCCUCCCACCCCCACUAGGGCAAAACAAAGAAAAACACCUGGAACAAAAUGAAAACACAACCAAAACAGCUGUCUGAGGUCUGUGCAUGUACUGAUCCCUCUGGAGGUCUUUCUUCUUCAGUGUAGAGGUACUUUUUGCAGUGACUUUCCAGAGUAUUUUUUGUUGUUUUUUUUUUUUUAAUCUAGACUUACCAAAAAAUCUGGUGCAUAGCUGUUGAUGCUGACAAACAGGGCUGUGUUCCCAUUCCAUGAAGCUUGCAGUAUAGCAUUUAUUUUGGCAAAUUGUCAAAAUACAACUAAGGAAACCAAGGAACCAGAACAAUAUUUCCCAGCCUUAUACCAGGCUGCUUUAUGCAUAGUCGAGUUCAGUACUGUGUUGAAAAAGUGUGAAUUACUGCAUCUGCAAAGUCUGGAGGUUCUGUUUGCAGAGAGAUGUGCCUUACUCCAGAACUUCCUGAACCCCUCUCGUUUCCAUGGCCUGCCUUCUGCCAGAAGUGGUUCCUCUCAAAUGCCUUUUCAUUUUGUAAACAUCUGGCUUCAGCUUUUCACACUCUGAGCUUCAGCUGAUCUCCCCGUGUGAUCCGGGUUCCUGCAGGGCACAGACAGAGAGCUUUGGGGUCGCACCCACCCUGAGCUCUGCACCUCGUGCCCUGGGACACUCCUGCUACUGACACUGCUUGAAGGUUGGCUGGGUUGGGAGGUUUGUUCAUUCCCAGCCUCUCCUAAGCCAAAAACUUCUGCAACAUGUGAAUGCAAUAUCAGUGUGAUGUGGUGUCAGCCAAAGUGUUCAGAUUUGGGAAGGCAGUGUAGUUACUGCUCACCACCAGUGGCUGCUGGCACUCCUUAAAUGAAUCAGGAGAGUUUGUCACACAGACUACCUUUAAAAUCUUUACAGUUCAGUCUUUCCUUCUAAAGAUAAAUGUCUGUGUAGCAGGAAUGGUUCAGAAUCCCUCCAUGGGUUCAUGCAAACCCCCUUUGCUGGCACUGUUCAGAUCCAGGCUUUGUGAAUUGAGACAGUCCUCGUUUGCUACUGAACUGCAAUAUCAAAAUGCAGGUUUUGAUCAUGAAAUCAUUAAUACUAAAAAUACCCUUGGUGAGAAAAGAGGUGUUCAUCACCCAGUAGCUGGUUACCUGUUGGUUACUCCCUGAGCCUGCUGCUGAGGUGGCUGUUGGCAGCAAUUCCUGGGAUCAGUGAAGUUGGAUUUCAUUAGGAAGUACAGCCCGUGGUGUAAACAUGUACCAGUCGUGCUUGUGGAGGAGAAAUACUCGGUUCAGUUUGGCAUGUGAUAAAGAGAUCUCUGUAAUGUUCUGGUUCUUAACUUCAAGCCUGAUGUCAGGGCCUAGACUGUGUGUGUAAAAAGUCAUGAGUAAACAGCUUCUGCAUUUUAUCUGAGAAAAGUCCUGCUGUAUGAGAGCAGAAGAGCUGUGCUGUGGCUGUUGUCAGUAAAUCAGUGUACUCACAUUGCAGUGAGGAGAACAGCAUCAUGUGUUGCUUCCGCUAGUUUAAGAAACAAAAUAUUUCUGUUGCAGGAUUUUUGAUUUUUAAUAUUUCUAAGGAAAACAGAGUAUUUUUAAAAAUUAGAUUAUAGCUGUAUGUAAUAGGUAGUGUUGUUACAUGCUGAGAUCCAUCACUGCAAAGCCAUUCCAUGAGGUGUUCUCCCUUUGCAGCAGCAGAGCUGUUCUUACAAAGCAGAUUGUUACCCGACGGCUGUUUAAUCAUGUUAUGAUGGGUUUUAGUGCUUCACAGUCAUGCAAACUGUUUCCAAGGAUUUCAGUUUCCUUGUUUAUCCACCCUGGUUCUCGGUGUUGUUCUUGGCACGGUUCUGCAGGUGAAAGGGAAGUGUUUAGCUGGUUUUGAUUGUGCUGUGGGUGGUCUCAGUCACUGCUCCUGGCGGGAGUUUCAGGGCUCCAGGUGCUGGUUGUGGAGUGGAUGGCAUGGAAAUGACACAUCAGGCUCUUCCUGCUGGAAAUGGGGAGGUGGUUCAGGGCUAAAUUCCUGGUUGGUAGAUAAAGCAGCAUGAAGAACUUGUUAAACUCUUUCCAAGUAUAUUUUUAGAGCACUUUGCCUCUUGUUGUCCAAACUGUAUGUAGGUGAAUGUUUACAGCAGACUGCUGCCUUUAUCUCCAACCUUGUCCCAACACAGAUGUUUUUCCAUGUUUACCAUUUUCUGUGAAACUCAGUGUUUGAUCCUGUUACAACAAAAUAAGGCUCCUUUUCCAAACCAGGAUACCUAAUGAUGUGCAGAGAUGAUUAUCAGGGAAAAAGGAGCAGUAAAUGCUGGCUGGGAGGGAUGUAGAGCAGCUUGUAGGGACAGCCAGAGGACCAGACCCUGGGGAGAGGAAAUAACUGAGCCCAAGGAUGGAUGGGGACAAGGUGGUUGGGAUAAAUUCAACCCAGAUCUUUGAAAGCAGGUUGUCUGUCCAACACUCCCCAAAGGUGUGCUAAUGACUUCCACAAUGUUUAUCUUGUGAUUAAAAUAUUACAUAAGGUGCUUUAUGUUGAAAAACCAAAAUGUCUUUCAGUUUGAAUGUACAGUGCAAAUGGAAUAAUGUGGGAGCUAAAUGUAAAUGUUUUAAUAUGUAAAUAGGUUUAUUCCUGUUGUAGACAGUUUGGAUUCAGAAAUUUAAAAUAUCACUUGGAAACACACAGUUACAAACAAAAUUGUAUUACUCCUUUGUCUAUUUUAUUGUUUUCUGUGUCUAUUUAUAAAACCUGUGCUCUAUUUAAUAAAAAAGUAUAUUUGCUCCAGGUUUUAAAAGUUGCUCUUUGAAUCUUACCAAACUUAUUUAAACUUCUAAGAGUUCAAAACACUUGAAGUUUUAUACCAAAAAAAAGAACGUGAAGUUGACAACACAAUUGAAGCAAGUAAACAUUUUUAUUUAUUAAAAACUAUGCCUAUUUUUUUGCUUAGAACUUCCAACAAAAUGUUUUAAACUUGAGAAUUUUUUUUAUUCAAUUUUGCUAUGAAGAAUGGAGAAGUGAAUGCUGGUGUGGAAUGUUAAUGCAGGGCUGUUACAGUACUUUGCAUCUAGAAACAUUUUCUCAUGCUUUCUAUUCUUUUAAGACUGUGCCUCCAUCAUUAUAAUGGCAAUUACAAGUCAUGUAAUAAAAAUGUGACUGAAGGCUGUUUUAAA